This is a messenger RNA of Sapajus apella (tufted capuchin), 12570 nucleotides long. It is a transcript of the gene NR2C2, whose product is annotated as nuclear receptor subfamily 2 group C member 2. The record is from RefSeq and is a predicted model, not a curated record. NCBI's taxonomy places the organism in Eukaryota, Metazoa, Chordata, Mammalia, Primates, Cebidae. Gene Ontology annotation, molecular function: zinc ion binding; nuclear receptor activity; RNA polymerase II cis-regulatory region sequence-specific DNA binding. Gene Ontology annotation, biological process: positive regulation of embryonic development; cell differentiation; positive regulation of transcription by RNA polymerase II. The transcript is spliced from 15 exons. Bases 4465 to 6411 code for a protein of 648 amino acids.
GCACCAUUGCACUCCAGCCUGGGUAACGAGCGAAACUCCGUCUCAAAAAAAAAAAAAAAAAAAAAAUUCCACACGACAGUGCCUGCCAUUGCUCAAAUAUGCCAUUCUUCCUCAUACCUGCCAGUUUUGAAAGAGCUGUCCUCUCUGCUUAGAACUCUCUCCUCAUCCACCUCUCUUUCUUGGCUAAAUUUCCAUUCUUCCUUCAAGACUUACUUUAAAUAAUUCCUCUUCUGUAAUGUUUUCAUUGGUUCUCACAGGCAGAGAGAAAUGCUUCUUCCCUGGGACACUCGUAGCAUUUACUUUACCAUAGAUACUUCUGUCUGUUUCCUUCAUAAGUUCGUCAAGGAAAGGGACUGUUUAUUCUCCUCUUCCUCUUUGUUUUUGUUAAUUCUCAGCAGUCAGUUCAUUGCCUAGUUCAUAGCAGUUACUUAAUAAGAAUUGAUGGAGGGGUUGGACCUGAUUAGUAAAAUCACCAGAGGAAUAUCUUCUGUAGCACUUUUUUUUUUUUUUUUAAACUUCAUGUACUCAGUUUUAUAGCUCUUUUGGUAGCUAAUCAGGUUCUUUCCCCUAAACAUUAUGUGGGGGUGAGAGGCAACCUUGCAAGGUUAAUAAGCUGAAUGGUUGAAGUACUAGCCUUUAAGACUCAAGUUUCUAUGCCAAGAGCAAGUUUAGUGUUCCGUUCACAGUGCUUAUUAAUACAAUGUCUUGUGUAUAGUAACCACUUAGUGUUAGCUACUGCUGUUAGUUUUAUGCUUGGCUCCACCAGCCAAGAAAGUUGUUUUUAAAAGCUUUAUGUCUGUACUUUGUAGUAUAAAAACAGUAGGAUUUUUUUUCAGAUUUAAAUUAAAAAAUUAUAUUGUGCUAGUGAAGAUAGUUUUUCAAACUACAUAUAGCCACAACUCGCUGUUACUUGGAGCCUCUUAUUCUGGAGGGACAUCUCCUAAUUGAUAACCAUUGCCUGAUAGUACUUUUCUAAAGAUGUUUGACCUUCCUUCUCACUGUGUGAUCUUUCUGUCUCUAGGACCGCCUAUGGCUGCGGUAGCAGUGAGAGAAGGUCUCAGGUGAGAGUCUUAUCCCCUGAUGUUACCUUUUUUUUCUGGGUGCAUUUUAGUUCAAUGUUCACCCUGCCCCACUUCCUGACAUCACUUGAAGAUUUUGUUUUACUUUUUACGUUGCGAUAUCCUAGAAGAAAAAGGCUCUUAUCUUCCUUUUUUAUGUAUGAGAAUAGGAUAUGGUUUGUGACUUAUUUUCAAAAGUAAUAGAAAAUAUUUUUUGAAACUACUUCUCACUUACCUCCUCUGACUGGAUUUAAAUCUUUAUUGAAAGCACUUGCUUUAACAUAGUUUCUCUUUCAAUUUCCCUCUUAUUCUUAGUCUCAUUUUUUGUCUCUGCUUGUUUUUCCAGAAGGUGCACAUUCCUCCUUGUUCAUUUUUAGCAGCUUCCAAAGCUGCUGUUGAUGAUGCCUGACGAUGCUUUGAAGGCAGAAAACCAACAGUGAGAUCAAGAAUUGUAAGAAUUCAAGUGUAUAAAGAAAGGUUGCUGCUCAAUUCAAGUGUAUAGAGGCGUUUAAGAUGAUCCGGGAAGUUGGUGUGGGAGAAAAAGGUGGGGGGCACUCAUCCUAUCACAUAGCAAGAUUUAUGCAAACACUGCAUUUAAAAAAAAAAAAAAAAAAAGACAAAGAGAACAAUAGUGGAAUAGAAUAGAGAACCUAUAGUUAUAUCCACAUACAUAGGAAAAAGAGGGAUAUGGCAGAGAUUGCAUUGCAGAUCAAUGGCGAAAAGGAUAGAUUUUCCCCAUGUAGAUAAUCCGUUUUCCAGAACUAUUUCUCGAACAGAAAAUGGAAAAUGGAUUAUCUACAUGGGAAAAAAACGAGUUGGAUUCUUACUUCUCAUCAGAUUCAAGAAUCAAUUUGCAGAUGGAUUGAGGACUUAAAUAUGAGGGGGCAAAACUCUUAAACAUUUCUAAGAAAAUAUGUACAAUUUUAUUUACAAUCCUGGGAUAGGACACAAUUUUUGUAAAUUAAAGUACAGACUAUAAAAGAAAAUGUGGAUGAAUUUAACCUUACUAAAUUUAAGGACUUCUGUUCAUCAACAAACACCUUAAAGAAAGUAAACAGAUGAGCCGGGUUUGAUGGCUGAUGCCUGUAAUCCCAGCACUUUGGGAGGCGAAGGCGGGCAGAGGCAGGAGAAUCUCUUGAACCCGGGAGGCGGAGGUUGCAGUGAGCUGAGGUAGCAUGAUUGCACUCCAGCCUAGGCAACAAGAGCGAAUCAGCAUCUCAAAAACAAACAAACAGAAAUAAACAGAUGAACCACAGAGUGGAAGAAGUUAUUUAUAACUUAUCAACAAAGGAUUAAUAACCAGAAUACUUACCUUUCCUACACUUAAAAAGAUUUACUGCUUUUCUUUGUGACUUAAUGUCUAUAGCCACUCAUUGUUAGAUUUAUCUUAGGAUCCCAAGCUCUACCUGAAGUUGAUUGAUCUGCAAAUUUAGUGUUAAAGUGAAUUAUUAGGAAGUUUUCUGUACUAGGCCUCCAUUAAAUCAGUUUGUCAUCUAUAAAAUCCACUUGGACACAAAAUUUGAUGAAUCAAGCCACUUCUUUUAGGGAACCCAAUAGAAAAGAUAUGCCUUUCUAGUACCUUGUUGUUUUUAUACUAUUCAAUAAUAUUUUCCUAACAAUAUUUCUCUAAUAAUUCAAAUUCACAUAUUUCUUGCAUUGAACUAUGGUUAAUAAUAAAGGAGAAAUUCUGUUAACAUCUAAAAGUGAUAGAAAUAUUAGUUGCAGCCACAUGUUUAGAUUUUAGUUUUUAGUGUAUAGUACUUACUAGCUAUCUGUUUCUCAGAAAAUUCCUAUUUUCUGUUUUGAGAAAGAAUGGAACUCUAGACUUUCACAUGCAAUAAUUGUGUUUUUAACAAAUCAGUUGACUUUUCUGGUGCAUUUAAGGAUGCUUUUUCCUUUCAUCUCCAUUAGUUGUAAUCAACUUGUAGCAAGAGAAAAAGACCAACGUUUUUCUUUGUGUUUUGUUCUUGUGGAAACAAAAGUUAAGUUUUUACCACCUGUUAAAAGAGUAAACAUUACCUCCUCAGUUUCAGACCUAAUCAUAUUUUGUGAAAAUGAAUCACUGACACUGAUGGCCUGGUGCCAUUGUAGCAGUUGGUGCAAUACCUACUGUCACAGGAUUUUGACUCCUUGAAGGCAGGAGCCAGGUCUUUUAUAUUUGUCAGUAACAGGUUCAUACUCCUGUUUUUGUUAGCAUUUUGGCAAUAAAAUAUGUGAAUUAGAAUUAUCAUAAUAGAGGUGGUUAUCUAAUAAUAAAUGAAUGAUAUAGAAAGUUACCAGAGAGUUUAAAAGCUUCAUAGAGAUCAGUGAUUAUAAUACUUUAGAUAGGAAUUGCAGAAAAGUAUUUUGUAAAAUUGCAUUGCGAGAUAAUCCGCUUUGUGAUUGAGGGAGGGCAGGCAAAUGAACUGUGUUCAUGUGUAUUGCACACUCAGUACGAUAUAGUUUUUAUAUAUAAGUCCUGAAAAUAGAUUUGAGCUUUGUUCUGUGGACCAUGGGACCUGUACAGUCAAUAGUGAAUUGUUCAGGAAUUGGGUCCAGAUUAUCCUGAAUUCUUUGUGGUAGAGCCUUUGAAAGGGCUUAGAAAAUAUUCAGGAGGGCUGUUUCAUGACCAGAAGAGACUAGGAGUCUGCUUCUGCAACAGUGCUGGUACUCAAAUAACCCUGACCCAGGAGACUAGCACACUCUUUGAUCUUUAGAUGAUCUUUCUCCAUUUUUACAAAUAAUGACAUUAAAUCUAUUUUUGCUAAUAGUAGAAAGCUGAAUUAUCUGGUUUUGUAAUUUAAGGAGAACUUAAUAUAUAUAUGGGUGCCAUAUUUUGUUAGCACACUUUAGUAAUGCAGUCUCCUUGCUUCUUGCUUUGUUAGUGAUAGUAUUUGCUUUUCAACCUAUGAAUGAGGUUUGUUAGCACCAAACAGGGUGUUGCUUCUUCUCACUUUGCCACUAGUAAAAGAGGUGUGGUUGAUGAUAGCAAUCUAGGCUUUAUCCAAAGUUGAUUUCACAGCUUUCUCAGAUAGCUACCUUCUUUUUCAGCAUACUGUGACAAGGGAGCUAUCCAAAGAGGUGUGAUUCCCACCUCCCUGAGAGGUAAACCAAGCUGUUACAACCCAGGAGACCUGAUAAUUAAAUUUCCAAAUUCAUCUUUGUUUAUAUUUGCCAGUGGAAGUUUCUAAAUUGAAAUGUUUCUACAAAUUAGUUUUGGUACCUGUAACUGAAGGAGCUGGUGCAGCAUAUACAGAUAUGUCUAGCCUGCUAGGUCUGCCUGCUGUAUAUAGAGGGCAAAGUCUAUACAAGACAGUACCAAAGAUGAAUUUUGAUUUCUAAUAUUUUUCAAGUAGCCUGGUUUUUCCCCACCUGAUAGAAGUUGCUACAUCUUUCCAAACAGGUUCUCUAAUGAUCUUGCUUCACCAUGGCUACAAAUAUGGAGGGGCUGGUUCAGCACAGAGUGGGGACCCAGCAGGUGGCUGAGGUAACACGUACACAGACCUCUCGGCCAGAAUCUCCAGGGAUGACCAGCCCCUCCCCACGCAUCCAGAUAAUCUCCACCGACUCUGCUGUAGCCUCACCUCAGCGCAUUCAGGGCUCUGAACCUGCCUCUGGCCCAUUGAGUGUUUUCACCUCUUUGAACAAAGAGAAGAUUGUCACAGACCAGCAGACAGGACAGAAGAUCCAGAUAGUCACCGCAGUGGACGCCUCUGGAUCCCCCAAACAGCAGUUCAUCCUGACCAGCCCAGAUGGAGCUGGAACUGGGAAGGUGAUCCUGGCUUCCCCAGAGACAUCCAGUGCCAAGCAACUCAUAUUCACCACCUCAGACAACCUCGUCCCUGGCAGGAUCCAGAUUGUCACGGAUUCUGCCUCUGUGGAGCGUUUACUGGGGAAGACGGACGUCCAGCGGCCCCAGGUGGUAGAGUACUGUGUGGUCUGUGGUGACAAAGCCUCUGGCCGUCACUAUGGGGCUGUCAGCUGUGAAGGUUGCAAAGGUUUCUUCAAAAGGAGUGUGAGGAAAAAUCUGACCUACAGCUGCCGGAGCAACCAAGACUGCAUCAUCAAUAAACAUCAUCGGAACCGCUGUCAGUUUUGCCGGCUGAAAAAAUGCUUAGAGAUGGGCAUGAAAAUGGAAUCUGUACAGAGUGAACGGAAGCCCUUCGAUGUGCAACGGGAGAAACCAAGCAAUUGUGCUGCUUCAACUGAGAAAAUCUAUAUCCGGAAGGACCUGAGAAGUCCCCUGAUAGCCACUCCCACGUUUGUGGCAGACAAAGAUGGAGCAAGACAAACAGGUCUUCUUGAUCCAGGGAUGCUUGUGAACAUCCAGCAGCCUUUGAUACGUGAGGAUGGUACAGUUCUCCUGGCCACGGAUUCUAAGGCUGAAACAAGCCAGGGAGCUCUGGGCACACUGGCAAAUGUAGUGACCUCCCUUGCCAACCUAAGUGAAUCCUUGAACAACGGUGACACUUCAGAAAUCCAACCAGAGGACCAGUCUGCAAGUGAGAUUACUCGGGCAUUUGAUACCUUAGCUAAAGCACUUAAUACUACAGACAGCUCCUCUUCUCCAAGCCUGGCAGAUGGGAUAGAUACCAGUGGAGGAGGGAGCAUUCAUGUCAUCAGCAGAGACCAGUCGACACCCAUCAUUGAGGUUGAAGGCCCUCUCCUUUCAGACACACACGUCACAUUUAAGCUUACAAUGCCCAGCCCGAUGCCAGAGUACCUCAAUGUGCACUACAUCUGUGAGUCUGCGUCCCGUCUGCUGUUCCUCUCAAUGCACUGGGCUCGGUCAAUCCCAGCCUUUCAGGCACUUGGGCAGGACUGCAACACCAGCCUGGUGCGGGCCUGCUGGAAUGAGCUCUUCACCCUCGGCCUGGCCCAGUGUGCCCAGGUCAUGAGUCUCUCCACCAUCCUAGCCGCUAUCGUCAACCACCUGCAGAACAGCAUCCAGGAAGAUAAACUUUCUGGGGACCGGAUAAAGCAAGUCAUGGAGCACAUCUGGAAGCUGCAAGAGUUCUGUAACAGCAUGGCGAAGCUGGAUAUAGACGGCUAUGAGUAUGCAUACCUUAAAGCUAUAGUUCUCUUUAGCCCCGAUCAUCCAGGUUUGACCAGCACAAGCCAGAUUGAAAAAUUCCAAGAAAAGGCACAGAUGGAGUUGCAGGACUAUGUUCAGAAAACCUACUCGGAAGAUACCUACCGAUUGGCCAGGAUCCUCGUUCGCCUGCCGGCACUCAGGCUGAUGAGCUCCAACAUAACAGAAGAACUUUUUUUUACCGGUCUCAUUGGCAAUGUUUCGAUAGACAGCAUAAUCCCCUACAUCCUCAAGAUGGAGACAGCAGAGUAUAAUGGCCAGAUCACCGGAGCCAGUCUAUAGUGCACACCACACACCUGCCAAGGAGCAAAAGAAUCCUCCCAGGACCGUUCACAUACAAAGAAAAGUAAAGUAGUGGUAUUUUGGUAUGUGCAAAUAUUUCCAUAUGUUAGCCAUUUCCUGUCUGGUUUUUCCUUAUCUGUUAAUCCCAGACAAUAGCAAUUAAGACUAGUAGGAUCCUUUCCUGACAAGAAAUGUUUUAAUGCCUUUUGAUGAAGCAGCAGAUUUUGAAACAAUCUUUUAACUCAAUUUAUAUUUAGAAAUUCUCAAAGGGCAAAAAACAAAGGUUUUCUAACGUCAGAGACUAGUAUUAAAGAAAACUGAAAGAACCUAAGAGAAUAGUAUGUGUGUGUAUAUAUAUAAAAAGUCCUUGGAAUUAUAGAUACUAAUUACCAGGGUAAUAAUAUUAGCACUUUCUAAGCACUUAGCAAUGUGUAAUGUUAGUAACAUCUUGCCUGUGGGCAGGGCAAACGGAAAACUGUGUAUGUCUUUUGCCGAAAUGCUAAUGAUUUCUGUGAAAACUCACUAGGGUACAGGAGACAAUCAUUUAUGUUUAAGAAAAGGCAUCAUUCCUAAUUGUGUGCACAUGUUGUGGUUGAGCUGAAUUCUGUGAAUGGAAACAUGGCUCAUUUGCAUCAUGCAGUAAGUGAGAGUGUGGCGGCACAGUCGGUGGUGACCCAGACCAGAAGCUUCUAGCCACAGAGCGGACAUUUGUCAGGUUCCCUGACCACUUGGUCCUGGUCUCUGAUGCGCAUCUACAGAUCCCUCUAGAACCUGGGGUUCUCCUUUGAUGACUUAGUUGUCUGAAUUGGAGUACAACUAAUCAGACAUUAACUGCCAAAUGAGAUGUACAAUUCCUCUAGCAAGUGCAAACAUCCCCAAGUCACGUCCAGCGCUCAUGGCAGAUGGAGCCUUCUGACCGAAAAGCACAAGGUUGGCAUUUUGAGCCCUUGACAGUACUUCCAAUACAAUUGGGGGUGCCUGUGUGUUUGUCCAGAUGGAGGAGCGUGGCCUUGGAGUGUGAGGGUUACCUUCCCAGGACUUUUCUACUCCAAAUGCCCCCUUGAAAAGGACUCAUGUUUAUGCAGUUCUGUCAGAACUGUGAGGCUGGAGUGGGGCUGGGCAGGAGCUUCCUGUGCCACCUAGCCAGAGUGGCCGGAGCCUGGUAAAACUGGAUGGAAGGUUUCAGGAUAGUUUUUCCUGUUGACCUUAAUACCAGAGAUUUUAAAAAUGUGUGCAGACUCAGCAUCUCUGUUGGCAAGUCUGUUAAUAUUAGCACACCAUGCACUUUGGUUCCCCCAGGUGUGUGCCAGCCGACCACCCCAGAGCAUUUUAAAUGCAGGCUGCCUGCUCCUUAAAAACAACCCACUAUUCCCAUUCCCAAGGCGAUAGUCUUUUUCCUCAUAAAUUAUAGCAAUCAGAGUUUACAGCAAGAACAGAGUAUGCUGAUAAGAAAGUUAUGUCUAACUUUCAACACCCAUAAAUUCUCAUGGAUGUGAAUAAAUAGCAAGCUCUUCCUGUUUGAGAAACAUGGCAUGUGGAAGACCAGGUCAAGUGUUUUCUCUUUUGAAUAGUCCAGAUUAAGAAAAAGCACCUUGUCGGGUUAAGUUUGCCUGUUGAUUUGUUAAUCAGAUGGUAUCAAAAAAGAUCCCCAAACACUCCCCUGCCUCACAGGUGCUCUGAUCUGGCUCAGGCUGGUGCCACACAUGUGGUUGCACGGGGGUGCAGGCAAUGGAAGCUGUUGCAGGCUCAAGGCAGAACAGAAUGCUUGAUUCCGAAGGGUUAGCAGCACUUUACGCAAGUCACUAUUAGUGGGGUAAGUGGGAACAAUAUCUCCAACUUCUGAAUUCUUUAGAUUUAAUUGUAUCAUUUUCUACUUCUUGCCUUGGCAACAAAUUUUGAGAAUAGUGGGGGUGGCCAUUAUAAACUGAUGGAAAGGAUUUAAUUUUGCCAGCUUAAUUUUUACUUUUCUAACCCUGAUGUGUUUUCAGUUUCAAAAUUAAGACAAAAAAACGGCUGAGAAAAUGGAAUUGCGGCAGGUUUGUUUCAUCUCUGCUUUACACAGAUUGUUGCCCGCCUUCUGUCCUUUUGAUUCUUGAGUGUGAGCAUGAGGGCCAUGUUGCAGUUCUUGGGAAUAUACACAUAACAGCUUUCAGAUCCCAGUUCUUGGUGUUGGUAUAAAGGUCUCCACCAGCCCCUCUUCUCAUUUCCAGGUCACUCAGUGGCAGCCAGUAGGCCAUUUAGACUCAGGUGGAUAAAGAAGUCUUGGGCUCUGGUGAAACAGCCUUGCAGAAAAUGUGAUUUUGCUUGGGAAGGUGCUGAUUCUAACCUGGUCUUGCUCGUUAAGUCCCUUUGCUGGUGAUGGCUGGUUUUGGGUUUUGAACACUACUUUGUCAGUUUCUCAGAUCCUCUUGGCCUUAGAUUGAAGUGGCCUUUUCUUUAAGGAUCAUGUCCACAUAAGCUGAAUUCUUGGUGCUUGAACUCAUUUCAAGCCUUUGACUGCAGGUCCAUUUCAGCUCCUGUCAGGUUUGUUAAGGAAAGUUAGCCCAAAGUCAAGAAUUAAAGAGAUCCCAAACCAAAUAUUUGAGCUCCAUCUUUCACAGUGCUUACAACCGUUGUUAGCAGUUUGUGAAACUCUGGGUUUCAUGAAGUGAGACGUGUCCUCUGGCUGCUGAACUCCACAGCACCACAUCAUGCUUCCUCUUCUACUGGCCUGGCCGCUCUCCCUUAGUGAGGAGAAGCAGCUGGCUCAGAGAGGUGGAACAGACACAUGCUGUCAUCUCUUAGUUAAGUGGGCUCUUUUCCAGAAGUAUCUCAGGUAAUGUUGGGUUAAGACAGAUAAAUGUUGAAAUUGGUGGAGAUCAUUACACAUUAACAUAAAAGGACAGGAAGAGAUUUUUUUGAAAGACCAAAUUAGUUGAGCAAGUAAUACUUUUCAAGUUACUCCUGGAAGGUGUUUUUAAGGAAGUAUGUUACCUACCAUACUCUCCAAAUUUGACAUUUCUGUGUGUGUGUGUCCUGCAGGGUUCCAUUAUUUGUCUAACCCUUGCCAUAAGGCUGUUGUAUGAGGUUCUUUUGCUGUUCUGGGCUUUAAUUUCAGGUGUCGUCACUUGUAAGAUGUGUUGUGUAACUGCCCUCAAAAGAGGGACUGAUUUUUAGCUUGUCAUUGUCAGUAUUGAAUGUGGACUCUUCUGAGGCAAUUAGGACACUAAGCCUGGUGGAACCAUGGAUGCCUUGGGCUCCCUAAUCUCAUGGCAGUAUUCACGCUACAUACAUACUUGGCUGUCUUGUCUGGGGGAUAGUUAUGGCAAGGAGCAAAAAAUUCUAAGGACUCUAGCUGUUUCUAGGGCUUUUACUCUCAUAGUCCUUUAAGGACAUUUCCUGCAGAGCAGUCUUGUCACAGCCCUCCCUCUGCAGGGCUUCCAGCCCCUGGCUGCAGUCAGCAGUUCAUACCACAUCUGUGCAUCCAUGUUCUGAGACCUGAUGUCAUUGGAGUCCAGAAGUUUGUUGCAACUUUCCAGUGUAAAUGACUUUACAUGCAAUGGGGUCAUAGGUAACAUUUGCUUCUCUAAGUCCAGAUCAUGGAAAGUCUCAUCAUCUGACAGCCAGUCUUCUCCCAGAGAGGGUGGUGCCCAUUGGGCCCUGGGAAUGCCUCAGCCAGCAAAGCAGAUGCCCCAUGUGCUUCCUUUUUCCAGCUUCCAUUCUCUUGGUUAUGCGGCUCUUUGAAAAUGUCUUAACUUUGAUGUAAAUUUUAAAAGCCAACCCUUCAUUGAGACAGGGUUGGUUUGGGUCUUUUGUACGCAGGGUGUGGACCUCCUCAUUGUGUGCCUCCCGCCAGCGUGCACUUCACAUGUCCAGCCCUGGGUCCCUUCAGCAGCAUUGUGCGUGUACAGGUUACUAGGCUGCAAGACUGAAUGAAUGUACAUGUGUUUAUAUCCCCUCUAUAUGUACAGUGUAUAUAGUGUGUGUAUGUGUACAUAGAUGUAUAUUAUGUAUACAGACAUGUAUCCAAACUUUCCUUAUGUUUUAAAGAGAGUUUUUGAUAAAGUUGCUAACGUAAACUGAUGUGGGUGUUGCAAGGUCCCUCAGCAGGGAAGAUUUGCUGGUGAUUUCUUCACUCCAUUUUCCUUUGGGUGAGCGUGCCUGGGAAGGGCCAUGACGUCAGAAUUUCCAUUCUGCACAAGGAAUAAUUCCAGGCAGAAAACGUUCUGACAGGGUGACAUUUCUUUAUGUUUUUAGGUUCAGACAAGAGCCAGGAAGUUGGAAGACAGUUUAUCUUAAUAUCUAAAACUAAAUAGGAAUUUUUUUGUGCACCUAUUCAUGGCCUACCUGGAAGGAACUUGGCAGUUGAGUUGAGCCAUCAGCCUUCCCAGCUACUCAGCUCUAUUGAGCAGCCCAGAGACAGGCAUUAUGGUCAAAGAUUCAGAACGCUCUGUGUAAGUGAGGCCUGACUCCCAAAGAUGGUAGCAAUGUUCCAGGCUUGCUCUGUGCUCAGUCAGCAAGAUUUUGGGUACUGUCCUGUGAGUAAACAAAUAGAAAUUCCCAUCUAUCUAUCGCCAAUUAAAAAUAACCUACCAAGUAUUCUUUAAAAUUAAGCAUGGACAUUGAUGGCUAACCUUUGUGCCAUAUAAGCUACAAAUCGCAAGUUACUUCUCUAACUGUAAGCAUGUGAAUGAAAUCCACAGACUUAAUUCCUUUCUGUAAAUUAUGAUUUUAAAUUUUCAGAUAAAAAUUACAUUUUAAUAUGGGUAUGUGUGUCCUUAAAGCUACAGAUACCAAAUUUUCCUUGUCCAGGUCUAUUCUGAUGAAUUUUACCCCUUAAUCUGGCCUUAAACUGAGACUUGGUGAGACUCAGCCCUAGAGAGCCAGGGCCCGGCCCAGCAGUAGUGCUCAUGGACCUGGGAAGCAGGGGCCUGCUGGAAGGAAUCACUGGAUCACUGCAAAAACUCACAUAAUCCACAGGUUGCUCUUUUUCUUUUAAAAAUAAGUUAUUGAAAUGUGUUAAACACACUUUAUGAGACCAUAGUACUCAGUGCCUUUUGUGAGACAGUGGGUUAUUUAGCCUUCAGCUUCCCUGUUUUUGAUGUAGAGAAAGCUUCUGCUACUUCAUUGGCCUCAUCCCACAAGAUUGUACGACCUUUCCCUGUCAUAGCCUGUCGUGACAAUCACACUAUUGGAAGUGGCUUUCUACUUAAAAUGAAAAUAGAAGCGUCACAGUCUCUAAAUGAAUUGAAAUAAAAAAUUUCCUUUGGGGCUAUUUAUCUUAACAGCAAUCUAAAACCAAAAUGUGAGCUUAAAAAAGGUAUCUUUGCGGGGGAGAAAAACGUCAUAUAUUUUUAAUGCCCAGCUAUACUUUCAGUUAAGAAGCCAAUAAUUUUGGUGUCUUGGUAUUUGUACAUGCAACAUAGAAAAAAAUGCUCAACAUUUAUUGAUUGAUAGACUGUUAAAGUUUAGUGUUUGGAUAACAUUUGGAAGUAGUAGACUUUACAUUAAAAAAAUGGCUUUUCUUUAGGAAAGUAUAAUCAAUUAUUUUAACAACCAUAGCAUUCAUGGACUCAAAUGCUGCUGCCACACACAACUCAAGUGCUGGAAUAUUUUUCUACAGUCUCUCUGUUCUACAGAUUAUCUUGUAAACCAGUGUUCAACUAGUUUUAUAACUGAAAAGCUGCACAUUUUUCACAGUACAAGCUGUAGUUUUUACUUGUAGUUUGGACUUCUCUGUUAGAAUGUAACUGCAUUACCAGCCCUUUUAAAGGCAUCUAUCAAAGGAAAAUUUGGGUGUUAGAUUUUCUUGGGACCGUUUCUGUAACCUCUGCCCUUCACAAUAUAAAAAAUAUUGGUUAUGCCAUUACAUUUUAAUGCCAGGUUUAAAACCUGUUGAGAGCUGCAGCUUUAUACAGCUUUCUUCUCCCUGUGAAAUCACUUUGUUUAUGUGAUGGCAUUUAAAAAAUAGCAUGUUGUUUUUAAACUGAAUUUUAUAUCUAAUCAAUGUCUUCAGUCUUGAAGAAGAAUUUGCAUUGUUGUGUUUGUAUAUAGAGUAUUGCAGUGCAUGAAUUAGCUUUAUGCAUUUUAUUAAAUGCUGUUUCAAUGUGGCAUUAUUGUUGUGGCUUAAUACUACUACCUAAAUGAGGUUUAUACUAUUAAAAGUGAAUUAAAGACUAA